This is a messenger RNA of Lachancea meyersii CBS 8951, 3699 nucleotides long. Lineage: Eukaryota; Fungi; Ascomycota; Saccharomycetes; Saccharomycetales; Saccharomycetaceae. The record is from the annotation of a GenBank genome assembly.
AUGAGUUGUUCAUCCGAUUCUCUAUUAAAUGACAUUUACAGUCACGUGAAUGGUUCUUUUUACUACAAAGUUCCCGUUUCUAGGUCUAAUGACAUUAAAAGUACACAGUUCGAAGAUGUAAAUCUGCCUUUCUUAGUUCGUGGCCGAGCGCUCACCAAAUGCCUGAUGGUAUUUGAUGGAUCUUCUAGCGUUGUUGACCUAUCAUUAGAGGUAAUAGACAACGAAUGGUGGUUUGACCUCUCUGAUCGACGGAGACUGCAAUUGCACGAUCGCGAACGUCGAUGGUUUAAAGAGAAAACAACAAUACCGUCUCAGAUUCCAAUAUGUUAUGGGGAAAUAAGAACCGUUGGUAAUUCAAACACGUUUUCAGGACUCUUGAAAAUACAAGAUGUGAAAUUGAAGAGUUUCGCACCUUUUGAGACUCUUCAAAACGAGUUUGAAAGCGCGUUAGUAGCUGAUACUGAGACGCAGGAGAAAAAUGAUCCAGAAACCCUGGAUGAUUCGGAUCUGGAGCUCUUAGCGGGUGACGAGCAAUUUCCCGAGGAAGAGUUUACGACACUGGGUGGCAGUCCACCUGCAAUAAUUUGCACAACUUUUGUCGCGAGCCGAAAUAUGCUGAAAACUACUUUCAGAAAUAAAGUAAUCCAAUGCCCCUUUGAGAUCAUAGACUGUAAGAUCAAACGCAGUGUACUUGAAAGUCCAGAAGAUGUUGCCAUUAUACUGUCUACCGAAGGCAUAAUAUAUUCCGCAGCUUUCGAUGCCGAGUUUCAACCCUUUGUAAUGCAGUGGUGGAAAUUGCAGAAAAUUGAUGGCGUUCCUCGUGGUAUAAGCGUGCUUUCUUCCUCAAGUCAAUUCGUCGUCACGACUGACACAACUCUCAAAUUUUACAGAUUCACCGACGCGUAUCAUUUCGAGCUCGUAAGCAAUCUGAACUUUGCUGACAGGUCUAUUUCACAGACCUCUUUUCUCAACAAUGGCGACCGAGGUAAUCAUUUUAUGAUAUUUUCAGCGCUCCGGCGUCGCAAUGAGAUCACUUUGUGUUUAACUCAAUGGGGAGCAGCGGACGAAGAGCGCAAAGAAGUUCACACUUUGACGCUGCUCGAAAGCGAGCCUAUCUUGAGUAUUAUCGCUCUAGAUGAUUCUCGAUGCUUAACUGUCACCGAUACGGAAAUCAAGCUCGUAACAGCCAAUCAAGUGCUGUCCGGCGAGCUGAUUUUUAAUUCUUUUAAACGAUCUAUGUUCGGCUCUAACUUAGUGAAAUGUUUUGACGAUUUGAUGUUACUUUCCAAACUAAAGAGUAUAAAAGAGGACUUUCAAGACUCAGUCCAUUGCACCGUAUUCUCUACAUCUAAUGGCGCACUUUGCUGCUGCCUAAGUGACGAAGACGGAAGCCUCAAAUUUUUAGCUCUGACCAGGAUCAAAGGUCUUGAUUCCGCCUUUUUGAUCGAUAAUUCUUACACAUCCUCUGAUACUUACGUUGUGGUGAUCUCCAGUUUUGGGCAGUUAAUUCGAAUAUGUUUGGACUUGAAUGAUGUACAAGAAUUGGAAAAAGACUACAAAAUCAAUUCCUUCCAAAAUGUUCGCAAUAAGCAGAAUGUCAGCGCUGGUCAUGGAAUGGCAGAGUCUAUAGCGUACAUUCCUGGACCUCAAAGACAUGCAGAUAAAGAAGAUCGCUUGUGUUUACUGUCGCAGGCAGCUAUCUCUGUGCUUUCUCCUAAUAGGCUGGUUCAGGAUUGUUCGGUACUACUUUCGCUCAAGUCCUUUAGGGCCACUUCGACUCUGAAAGUCUUGGACUGUAGAAAUCUGUCUGAUAAAUGGAAGAACCAACUCAUGGGGAGCGCUGCUGUCGACACCCCGAAAUUCCUAGUCUUGGACGAGACUCCCAACGGCGAUUCGAGCCUAUUACUGGUUGAAUGGACCAUGGACUAUAGCGCUUACACUCUAACAGAGCUCGAUGAUGUUUUAAGAGUGGAACUGAGCAGUACGGUGAUGAUUUACUUCACGGAGCACAAUUUUGUCCAGGUAACUUCUCGGGUUUUAAGCAUAGAUAGUUUCGAGGACAACAACUACCGUAGUCACCAAGUCAGCUUCAUUGUCACAGGAGCGAUGUGCGAGGGUAAAAAACUUCUACUUUGGAAUGCAGAGAGUGGACACAUGCUUUUCAUUGAUGAUAUCGAUGAUAGAGGAAUGGACACUCAUCAUGAAUUUAAAGUUCCCAUGGAAUGCAAACAUUCACAAAUAACAGCAAUGAUGUUUAUGAAAGACAAAAAUGGUUUGGAACACAUAAUUGCUAUCAGCGACGAGUCUCUCCAUCAGAUUAGCUGCGACGACUUAAUUUCUUCCCGAAAUGGGUUUUGUCAAAUAGGUAAGGUUCGCGCACACUACGGAGACUCACUACUGGCUAAUUCUUAUUUGAGCGAUCUUGAAGGCUGUCUUUACCGAAUUUCCAUGAAAGAGACAACGCAAGAUAACAUUACAAUUGAAAAACUAGAUGUGGGUUUAGAGUUCGGAUUUCCGUGGCGUAUUCGGCUCGUGAAUGUAGACGAAUGCAUUCUCUUCUCCCCUCGAGCAAUGUAUCUACUGAAUCUUGCAGAUAUGACUGUUGUUGAGGUUCCAGUGGGCGUCAACAAGAAGCAUGCCACUAUUAUAGACGUAAGAGCCAGUGAGAAAGUCUUUUUCGUCCUUUUCUCAGAUGGCUUGGAGGUACUAUCUCGCAGUUGCCUGACCCACACUCGCUCCCAUCUAACUGUGAGAAACGCUAGGACGAAGCAUAAGCAAUACCUGUCUUUAGACCGGAUAAAUCGAAUGCUUAUAGUAAAUUGGUACAAGAAAACCCUUGAGUCCGCGAAGCUGGAGAAUGGUAGACUGAUGACUCUAGAUUCUCGAUGCCUUGAGGAGUUCGAGACCAUCACCGAAGCGAUCGAGCUGAAGAGAGAAGCGGGUCCUAUCAAUUUAAUUAUCGCUGGGACCAUUGACUCAAGUAAAUGGAUCAUCAAAUUUGUUCAGGUGGUGCCAUGUCCAGGAAAGUUGAUCACUCGCGAGGUGAGCACGUACAACUUUGAGGGACCCGCCCCAGAUAACCUUCACAUUGUUCCCGUUAGUGAAAAUGCAUUUUGGCUUUCGUAUGGCACGAAGUUGCAAUUGUUUCUUCUGGAGUCCAAUGUUCUCAACCCCGUGGGCUCAGAGGAGACCACACAAGAAGAGCUAACGUCUUUGGAUGCAAACUCUGACAUUGUGGUUUCAUUGAGGUGUAAUGGAGAUAUAAAAUUCAAAACUAGAGAAAAGGACGGCUCAUGGAGCUCAGCAGAGAUCGUGAAAAAAUCCCCCGACAUAAAAUAUCGCAAACCGCUCGUGAUAAAUCGCGAUUGCAUAGCUAUUGUCGGGGAUUGCAACAGCGAAUCAAGCCAUUGCGCCGUUAUAACCUUUUUCACACCAUUUGAUGGAGACAUCAUCUAUUUCAAUGAAAUAUGGUUUGCUGAACCCAUACGAGACGUGAAAUACUCUAACAAAAACGACGAGUUAUGUGUUCUCCACACGAAUGGAAGUGUCGUUUUAUUCAGCGGCCAGCAAGAGUGCCAUCGAAUUUGUCACGUUGUUGGACACAAAGUAAGUAUCGACUACUAUCAAGAUGCAACGAGCCAGACGGGGUGCUGGGAUUUCACGCCCCACCGUCUGCUUCCUUCACAACAACCAUGGUAA